AGAGCAACAUCGUUGGCCCGGUUGACUUCUCUCUCUCACCCGCGCUUGACUCUUCGCCAGGACAUUCCGAACGACCUCGUAUCCGAUUUCCAUGUCGCAUCCGAUGACUUGAAAUGGUUCCGGUUGGUGGCGGUGGCGGUUAAAGCAGUCCGCCCGGUUCUAGAUAUACUUACAACGCGAAACUCCCCCAUCCGGCGUCCAAAGCCGUGACUUGACUCGGCCGUUGACCUCCUAAUAUCGACACUUUUUUGAAGCUGCAAAUUCCAGUCACCAUGGCUCAGCCACAAUCACAACAACACCUCACCCAGUCCUUCUCCCCGCCGGGCUCCUCACCUUCACCUGGUGCCCCGUCGCCAGUGAAUGGAGGUGUCCCACCACCUUUCAAGCGGCAGCGCCUUUCACCUCUUCCUCAGUCUCAGUCUCCUUAUGCCUCACCUAGCUUUGGGACUCUUCAGCUGCCACAGCACCAACCCGCUCCCAUGAAUGGAGCCAAUAUGGGUAUGAACGGCAUGCCUCAAAGUCCGGCUCUUCCACCUCCGCCUCCAGGCGCAAUGGGACCCCCAUCUCGACCGGCAGAAAAGGCAACGGAUGCUGCUGAGCUGACUGACGUGCUGGCCUCAUCGGGUAUUGAUGUCCGGGAAGAGGAGGCUUAUCUGACAAGCAGUUAUUCUGGCCCUGGCGUGCAGGCUCAACAACCACCUCGCCCUCAACAGCCACCGAUCCCGCAACAGCAGCCACCACCGCCCGCUGUGAACACAUCUUUCACCUCACAAGCAUCUACGACCGGAACCGUUUCUACCACCCCUAGUUUCGGCGAACCGUUGCCAUACAAGCCGCCUACAACACAAGAUACUUACUACACAGAGCCGCCGCCCCAGCCUCCUGCUCCUUUUAAAGACCCCAAUGAACCAACGCGAGAGGACACUGAAGCAGCUAGGCGCGCACAGUAUCAUUUACAACACUCGUUUCUAUUGACCAAAGUUCUGGAGCAAAAGCUUCAGAAGCGUGGGUUUGAACUGGGUGUUCGUAUCCCGGCAGAGGGCCUGUACCAUCCCGUACCCGGCCGCCAACAGCCCAUCGAAGUUACUGGACCCGAUGGAUCAUCUAUCAUACGUUCUGGACAGACAAUCUUGAACCAAACCGGCGCCCCUUUACUGGAUAUCCUUAGUUUGAUGUCUAUUUCGUGUGAGGAGCGGCUGCGAACGGUGGUCGAUUAUUCUUCAACACUUGCUAGAAGUCGACGCGCACAUUCGCACGGAGUUGUUCCCGCUGAUUGGAAGGACGUGGCGGCUACGGCUAAUGCUGUCAAUGGGAAUGCUGAAAAUCCAAGCACUCCAGCCAAGCGACCAUUAUCAGCAACUGAGCCACAGGGUACCAAAUCAAUGUCUGAGAGGUACCGCCUGCUCAUGGACAAGGACAACUCGAGCGAAGAUGCCCGGGCUGCGAAACGUGCUAAGCGCAGUGCGAGUGCCAUUCUGGGAGAAGGCGGAGCAAGCCGGGCGGAAUCCGUCGAGAUUCCAGGUUCCGGUGCUUCUACACCGAUCGGGGAUAGGGCCCCUAGUCUUGAUAAAAAGGGGAUAUCCAAGAAGGAAGCCAGGAAGCUUAUUGAUGCGAAAGCCAGCGAGGCCCAGCAACAUCAGCAGUCGGUGGAGACCGCACGACUGGCUACCAACAGCAUGCUGUCUGGUCGCAUGUUCGGAACUAAGAAAUCUUACUCUUGGCUGAAUCGCGGGUCAGCAACCGGCAGCGGAUUCUCCACGCCAUCACGCGUCAACACUGCCACGCCGCCUGCUAGCACCGACAAGCCCGGGCGCUCCGGUGAGCCCGCAGCUGCGCCCGCGAAACGUCUGGGCACCUGGCGGGAGGACAAGGACAAGGGCGCCGGCAUCCAGGUCCGCGACGUCCUAUUUAUGCUUGAGCUGGAUGGCAGAGGCCCCCGGCACGUCCAAAAAGCGUACUCAAAGGAUGUGAAGGAGGACCGAGCAGAUUGA
Molecule: messenger RNA, 1991 nt
Organism: Aspergillus sclerotioniger CBS 115572
Lineage: Eukaryota; Fungi; Ascomycota; Eurotiomycetes; Eurotiales; Aspergillaceae
Exons: 2
Coding region: 273-1991 (572 amino acids)
Biological process (GO): DNA-templated transcription initiation
Cellular component (GO): transcription factor TFIID complex
Source: RefSeq, a predicted model, not a curated record